UAAAGGGAAAAGCAGGGCCUCGAUGCAUGUAGCCGUUGUUCGGGAGGACAGAUGUUUUCACAGUGAGAGCCCUCGGGUCCCACAUGGGUGCUUGUCAGGCCCCUGCUGUUCAUCGGCCGCUCCUGUCGGGGAGCUGGAUGCGCAGAGGCCGCAGCAGCAGCGAGCUGAUGCGGAGGGUGGGUCCGCUGGUGGGCCUGGUGGGGCGCUGCCCUGCAGCCUGCUAGGGGGCGGCGUUGAUGGGCCCUGGAGCUGCGCCAGCCCCGUCUGCUUGUCUGAUCCCCUGCGGCCCCCUUCUUCCAGCUGCGGGGCCAUUGUUGCUGGGCCGUGGGCGCAGGUCGUAGCGGCGCUGAGGGGAUCUGCUGCGGAACCUCUGCCUGGCGGUGUUCCUAUGGCCGCGAGCGGACGAUCUGCACACGUACUGCUGGUAGUCGUCGUCCGCUCGCACCGUGUGCAGGAUGCGGUCAAUGGGCUGCCUGCAGAGCGGGCACGCAGAUCUCGUGGCAGCCCACCGCUGGAUGCAGCGGAAGCAGAGGGCGUGGAAACAUGUAUAGAUGUAGGCGGUGUUUCUGGUGGUGCCCAGGCAGAUGGGGCACUGUUCCCCUGCCGCUGCCUCCGAUGGCCCCGCCUGCUACAUCUGGCCCCCGCUGGCUGUUGCUGUAGAGCCGCUCUGCUCCAGAUCCUCCGCGGCACGGGAUGGAGUGUCCUGCCUGAAGGAGGAGGUCAGAGAAGGCGGAGGAGCUGGCUGGGCGUCUUCGAUGGUGCCAAGGACCCUGGCACCUUCGUUGUGCCUGCAGCUCCGGAACAGGUGCUGUGGGGACCAGCAGUACCCCACCACACAAGAACGCACAAAGGUGCAACUCAGUGAAGCCCGGGAUGCUCCUGGAGCCUGCAUGCCACGCGUCUGAACUCACAGGAGUCCUGAACCAAAUGCAGCUUGCUGCAGAGCGGUGAGGUUGGAGAAGUCACGGGUGCUGCUCUGUGACAUCACAGAGGCCUCUGGGGCUGUCCCCAAGUGCUGUCCAGUGAGGACAGCAGCCCCUCCAAAG
Messenger RNA from Cygnus olor (mute swan), 1046 nucleotides. RefSeq lists its product as uncharacterized. Lineage: Eukaryota; Metazoa; Chordata; Aves; Anseriformes; Anatidae. The record is from RefSeq and is a predicted model, not a curated record. Bases 23 to 865 code for a protein of 280 amino acids. The transcript is spliced from 2 exons.